AUGUACGAAGCUGGGAAAACCCGUCAUUACGCGAUUGGAGGAAGAAGGAAGUUGAAGGAAGCAGGGAAACAAAGGCUGAACAGGGGCUUUUUUGCCGGCCGGUCUUAUAUACGUCGAAACCAGGACAAGAGGACGGACAAGGACAUGAAUUGGGCAAGCAGUCAGGCGGGCGGGCGGCAGAAGGCGGCAGCGCAACAGACAGACAGCACACAGGAACUUUGGCACAUAGGUCUCAGGGACUUAACCACCACUUUUAGAGAGUUUUUAACGGCGUCAUGA
Molecule: messenger RNA, 279 nt
Organism: Neurospora tetrasperma FGSC 2508
Lineage: Eukaryota; Fungi; Ascomycota; Sordariomycetes; Sordariales; Sordariaceae
Exons: 1
Coding region: 1-279 (92 amino acids)
Source: RefSeq, a predicted model, not a curated record